Marchantia polymorpha subsp. ruderalis is the source of this 910-nucleotide messenger RNA. The record is from the annotation of a GenBank genome assembly. Lineage: Eukaryota; Viridiplantae; Streptophyta; Marchantiopsida; Marchantiales; Marchantiaceae.
GGGAGCAGGAUCAGCGCCUCAGGCCCUUCCGAGGACAGAAGCUCAGCGACCAGUCAGACCGAGACCGCCCCGCGAGAAGAGCUAUGGCGAUGGCGUGUGCAGCAGCUGCUGCUGUGUCGUCUUCGGCUGCUUUCGUCUCCGCUUCCAGCCGAAUCGCGCCGGCUUCUCCUGCUUCUUCCUCCAAUUCGCUGGGCUACCGGGCUGUACAGGUCCGAUGCGCCCAGGCUGAAGAGAAGGCCAAUGCCGUUUCCAGGAGGGGUGUGUUCUCCUUCGCAGCAUUGUCUCUCUUGCUGGCAGCGUCCGAGAAGGCCGAGGCUAAAGACAUUCCUCUAUUUGGAAUCAAGAAGAGAUUGGAGCCACUCGAGAAAGCAAUCGAGAGUGAGGUGACAAUGAUCGAGAAGGAGGGUUCCGAUUUGCUCAAGCUGGGAGAGAAGGAAAUUGGUGAUAUGAAGAAUGCGAUUCAGGGAGCGACGACCACAGCCACCAAAAUUGAUGUGGGAGGAAAUGCGGGACUAUCUGAGGGAAUCUCGCCCACGGUGCAAGCAGGAGGUGUCGUGGGAGCCGAGCUGUUCGCAGUGCUGGUCGCGUCCAGCGUUGUGAACGGUCUGAUCAGCGUCCCUUCCAAGUAAACAUGUCGCGUCGGUAGAAACGCAAUUGCCUCUCGAGUGGUCGGGCGCUGUGUCGCCCGCACUCGAAGGGCCCCCAAUCCAAGAACAACGAAGCGUGGAUCUAGAUUCUUCCUGCUGGCUCCGGGUCUGGUUUUCAAGAUUCGGACCACAUAGUUCUGCUCGCAUUCGAGUAGUUGUAGAGAGGACUGCGGAACUGUAUGUACCAUUAUGGCAUUGUGUUAUAUGGCCCUUCAGCCGGGGUCACGUCAAUCAAGCAUCUCCAAGAAAAUUGAACGUCCUCU